AUGAGAAGCGAUAAAUCAGAAGAAGACGUUCCACCGGAGGAAGAAAAAUGCGCACUAAGAGAAGUGAUCGUUGAAGAACCAGAAGCUAGUGAAGAUUCCAGUGAAGACUAG
Messenger RNA from Acanthoscelides obtectus, 111 nucleotides. NCBI's taxonomy places the organism in Eukaryota, Metazoa, Arthropoda, Insecta, Coleoptera, Chrysomelidae. The record is from the annotation of a GenBank genome assembly.